GCUCAGGGAGCGCGCAGCACGGCGAUCGGCGAUGUGCUGGUGUCCCUCGGACACAGCGGAUCACGGAAAGAGCCGAAGAUGUCGGCUCAGUCAUGUGAUCAGUUGUGUCCAAUCACUGCUGAUCACAUGGGACAUGUACACUGAUCAUCAGGGCACUGAUGAUCAGUGUGCCCUGAUGAUCAGUGUAGCCCCAGCAGUGCCACCUGUCAGUGUCCAUCAGUGCCUCGUGCCAGUGCCCAUCAGUGCCACAUAUCAGUGCCCAUCUGAGCUGCCUUUCAGUGUGGCCCAACAGUACCCAUCAGUGAUGUCUGUCAAUGCCCAUCAGUGCCACCUACCAGUGCCACCUAUCAGU
Molecule: messenger RNA, 352 nt
Organism: Staurois parvus
Lineage: Eukaryota; Metazoa; Chordata; Amphibia; Anura; Ranidae
Source: the annotation of a GenBank genome assembly